This is a messenger RNA of Wallemia mellicola CBS 633.66, 2155 nucleotides long. RefSeq lists its product as hypothetical. The record is from RefSeq and is a predicted model, not a curated record. Gene Ontology annotation, cellular component: translation release factor complex. Lineage: Eukaryota; Fungi; Basidiomycota; Wallemiomycetes; Wallemiales; Wallemiaceae. The transcript has 2 exons. Gene Ontology annotation, molecular function: GTP binding; GTPase activity; translation release factor activity. The coding region runs from base 13 to 2097 and encodes 694 amino acids. Gene Ontology annotation, biological process: translation; nuclear-transcribed mRNA catabolic process, deadenylation-dependent decay; translational termination.
ACGAGUGCAGUCAUGAACCCAAACGCAAGAUCUUUCAAUUUUAAUCCAUCAGCAUCUGGCUUCGUCCCAUCCUGGGCUACACCACCUCAAGCUCAACAACAACAACAACAGGAGCAACAAUACACUCAAGGAUAUCCAUAUGCUCAACAGGGUGGCUAUGGUGGAUACCCAUACGAUCAACCAUACAAUCCUCAGCAAGGAUAUGCAGGAUAUGCACCACCAGCUAUGCAGCCACAAAUGCCAGAGCAACCACAGCAACCACAGAGGCUCUCAGCUAAAGAGCAAAUGGAAAUGAUGUCUGGCAGCGGCGGUGGCGGUGCUAGCCAGCCAGUUUCGCUUUCACUCGGAGGUGCACCAGCCAAACCAUCAGCGAAGGAAUUAUUAGAGCGUAAAUCAGACACACCUGCAAAGUCUAUGUCUAUCAGUUUAGGUGGUGCUAAACCAAAACCAGCUGAAAAACCAGCAGCAGCAACCAAGGAAGCACCAAAAGAAGCACCAAAGGCCGCACCAGCACCAAAAGCUGCACCUGCGUCAGCUGCUGCGCCCCCAAAGGCUGCCACUCCACAACCAAAAUCAGCUUCACCUGCACCAUCAAAAUCAAACGACACUUCAGGCACUAGCACUCCUGUCUCAAAAUCCGCUAUAUUAGCAGCUCAAGGAAAGACAGACACAAUCAUCAAAGAAUCAAGAGCUGCUGCAGAUGCUGAAACUCUUAAGGAUCUUUUCGGUGCAGACGGUGUUCAACCAAAACAGCAUCUUAACGUUGUCUUCUGUGGUCACGUUGACGCUGGUAAAUCAACAAUGGGUGGUCAGCUUUUACAUUUAACUGGUAUGGUUGACAAACGUACUCUCGAAAAGUACGAGAAGGACGCUAAAGAAGCAGGUAGAGAAUCUUGGUAUUUAUCUUGGGCAUUAGACUCUACACCACAAGAAAGAGAAAAGGGUAAAACCGUCGAAGUUGGUAGAGCUUUCUUCGAAACCGAACAAAGAAGAUACACAAUCCUUGACGCACCAGGACACAAAGGUUACGUACCAUCAAUGAUUUCAGGUGCUGCACAAGCAGAUGUUGCAGUUUUGGUUAUUUCUGCUAGAAAGGGUGAAUUUGAAACUGGUUUCGAAAAGGGUGGUCAAACUAGAGAACACGUCGUUCUUGCAAAGACCGCAGGUGUUCAAAAAAUGAUCGUCGUCGUUAACAAGAUGGAUGAACCAACUGUACAAUGGGACAAAUCAAGAUUUGAUGAAAUUGUCACAAAAUUGAACCCAUUCUUAAAGGGUUCUGGAUUUAACCUCAAAACUGAUGUCACUUACAUUCCAGUUUCUGCAUACUCUGGUGAUAACAUUAAAGAGCCAGUUUCCAAAUCUAAGGUUGACUGGGUUGAAGGUCCAGCUUUAAUUCCAUUCUUAGAUUCAAUGCCAUUGGUUGAUAGAAAUUUCAGCGCACCAUUAAUGAUGCCAAUCUCCGAAAAGUACAAGGAUAUGGGUACAAUGGUCGUUGGUAAGAUUGAAUCUGGUACCCUUAAGGUUAAUGACAAGUUAACAUUAAUGCCAAAUAGAGAUCAAGUUGAAGUUAUGUCAAUUGAAAAUGAAGUUGACGAACCAGUUCCAAUAGCUUUAUGUGGUGAUAACGUUAGACUGAAGCUGAGAGGUGUCGAUGAUGAAAACGUUCAAGUUGGUUUCGUCUUAACUGAUCCUAAAAAACCAGUUAAAACAGUUAGACAAUUUGAAGCUCAAUUAGCUAUUUUAGAUCACAAGAACAUUAUUUGCGCUGGUUAUGGUGCAAUGAUGCACUGUCACACACUCGCAGAGGAAGUAAACCUUGCAGCAUUAUUACACUAUUAUGAUAAGAAGACAGGUAGAAAAUCAAAGAAAGCACCACAAUUCGCUAAGAAGGGUCAGAAGAUCGUUGCAUUAUUAGAAUCUACAGGUCCAGUUUGUGUUGAGAGAUUCAAUGAUUACCCACAAUUAGGUAGAUUCACAUUAAGAGAUGAGGGUAAAACAGUUGCCAUUGGUAAAAUAACAAAACUUAUUGAGAAGACUGAAACUGGUGAAUUGGCGGAUGUCUCAACUGGUGUUCAAGAUAUGGCAAUUAACAAGUAAGCUGAUUUUUUGAAUUUAUAGUUUUCGUUUUCUUUUUUUCAUAUACACAACAUUUCUC